AUGGCAUCCACUGUUGACGCGACAUCUAUCAGCCCUCAACAGGCUUCUCUCCCCACGACCUCAGUCUUUCGACAUCCCAACGACACACUUUCAAUUGCACCCCAGCCUGCCACUGCACCUUCCGGCAUACCACCAGCCCCACAGCGUGUCUGGACUUUUGCGAGACUUCGUGACCUUGGGCAAGAGGUCUUCGGCAAGAGACUAUGUUUGCGUCAAAUGCAGCCAGCUUUGGCGCUGCAGAGUGGGAAGGAUGUCGUUCAUCUAUCCGCCACAGCAUCUGGAAAGACGAUGACCUUUCUCCUUCGGCUUCUCAUGGCUUGCAGAGAUGGUGAGGACAAGAUGGUCUUCGGGAUAACGCCGUUGGUGAUGAUUGGGAAGCAAAUGGAAGUGCAGCUGGCAAAGGUGGGGAUAAAAUCAGUGAAUCUCACUGCGGAGAACAAUAAGCCAGAGAUAUACCAGGCCAUCAUACGAGGUGAAUACCAAGUCGUUACAGCUAGUCCGGAAAUUCUGGAUGGCGAUCGCUUUCACAACCUGUGGAAGCAGCAGAAGGUCAAGGACCGACUCCUCUAUAUAGUAUUCGACGAGGCACACUGUAUUACAACCUGGGGCAAGACUUUCCGCCCCCACUAUCUUCGCGUUGGCAAUCUGCGUCAUCUCCUCCCACCCCAUGUUCUCUUCUUCGUCACUUCUGCAACGAUUCCAGAAUGGAUGCUGCACGAAAUCAAGAGCAUAUUACGCUUGCGCUCUGGUGAUGGCAGCGCAUAUUUUAUUCAUUCAAAUGACUGUCCCAACAUUCGACUUCUUGUACGGCCAAUGCAAUAUGCUGUCGCAAGCUACAAGGAUCUCGCGUUUCUGAUCCCACCUGGCUUCAAGUCUCUUGAUUCUCCUCCGCCAAAAUUUCUUGUUUUCUUCGACAGUAUUCCCGCAUGCGAGGACGCGAUUGAGUACUUGCGUUCUCGGUUGCCAUCAACACUACGUGCAAAGCUGCGAUACUUUCAUGCCACGAUGACAUCAGAGUACCGUGCCGACACCUUUGAAGCUUUUAAAUCGGGCCAGAUUUGGGGUUUGGCUGUUACUGACGCAUUUGGAAUGGGAUUGGACCUUCCUGACGUUGAGAUUGUCGUACAAUAUCGCUUGACCCGUGGUGGAGAUGCGUGCACGCUUUGGCAACGAAUUGGUCGUGCUGCUCGUGAUCCUGCCAUUGAGGGUACUGCUGUAGUGCUUGUUGAUGAGAGUACCUACGACCAUCAUCGUAUUGCAACUGUCGCACGUUCGCAAAAGAAGCGUAAGACCCCCGAUACACCUUCUGCUGUGGUUGGAGCCAAACGCCGCAAACGCGCUGAUGGUUUGCCUGUUGUGCCCCUGGCAUUAGUAUAUGCAGGUGGCGAGUCGACCGUACCAUGGUCCGGUGCCUUUCUUGGUAUAGACCCAUCACCUUCUGCCCGUAAGGCACGCUACUUGCUACCGCCAGAUUUGGAAACAAGUUCAAAUCCUCAAAAGAAGAACGACAAGUCCACUCUCCAACUUGGAUCAGCUCUUGAUGACAUGGUCAAUGCUGCAGAGCGUGGAUUGCUCUGUCAUCGAGAACCAUUUUACUUGUACUUCUCUUAUAAGCAGAUGCAACCACCUUCACAUAUCAAGUGUGACGAAACAAUAAUUGGCGGUUGUCAGCGCUGUAAGCCGACUAUCCCAAGAAUUUGUUGCGCUCUUUGCCAUCCCACCGCAUUUGACCAUAUCGCCCCAAUAACACUCCCACGUCUUGUAAAACCAGCAAAGACAAGUGUAAAAAAGGCAUAUGAGCUCUCGGCGACUGGUAAACAUAUUCUCGGUUGCCUGGAGGUUUGGCGUGAAAGUACAGCUGAACGCACUCUCGACAGCUGUGUUCUGGAUAUGUAUGGUGUUUCUGCGCUCAUGUCAGACAAUAUCCUGCUGCGUCUGGCAAUAUGCGCAGAUCUCAAGAAGCUUCCGGAUGCUGCAGCCAUUCAACGCGAGACCUCAUGGCAGAGCCAGCUGGUAGAAGAAUAUGGUAAUGACAUACUAAGCAUUGUUCAUAGUGUACAGCCCAUCCCAGAACGUAUGUCCACGAUUUCAACUCCAAAAGCUGUCCGACUCUGUGGUAACUGCCGACAACCAGGCCAUAACCGUAUGUGA
Molecule: messenger RNA, 2151 nt
Organism: Mycena indigotica
Lineage: Eukaryota; Fungi; Basidiomycota; Agaricomycetes; Agaricales; Mycenaceae
Product: ATP-dependent DNA helicase RecQ
Exons: 4
Coding region: 1-2151 (716 amino acids)
Biological process (GO): double-strand break repair via homologous recombination; telomere maintenance
Cellular component (GO): nucleus; chromosome; nucleoplasm
Molecular function (GO): 3'-5' DNA helicase activity; four-way junction helicase activity; nucleic acid binding
Source: RefSeq, a predicted model, not a curated record